CUCCUCCCCUGCUCUCCAUGGACACCUUUGCCCGGUGACAUCAUCAGUCUGUCCCUGCGCAGACCUGGCCUGAGGCUGGCCCCGCUGGGCCUGCCAUGUUCUCCUUGCUGCCCCUCCCCUCCUGGCUCCCCGGCCUCCCCUCCCUGGAGUGGGGCUCCAGCCUCCUCGAUGGGCUCCUGCAAGGCCUCAUCGGGGCCUUCGGGGUCUCUGUUCUGAACAACCUCCUGAAAGUCUACUUCUUCGUGGGCUGUGCCAAUGACCCCAAGCGGCAGAUGGAAACAGAGCGGCUCCAGGCCCAGUGGGCCCUGCUGGAGACCGUGCACCUGGUGGGCCUGGCCCUGUUCCUGACCAUCGUGGGGCCCCGGGUAGCGGCCCUGGUGGUGCUGGAGUUCUCCCUGCGGGCCGUGUCCAUGCUGCUGUCCCUGCACAAGAGCUCCCGGGGCCUGGAGACGCUGCAGCUCUACCUACUGAGUCAGUAUGCGCUGGGCUGUGCGCUGGGCUGCGGGCUGAGCUUCCUGCAGGAAGGCGCCCCACACCGCACACUUAGCCUCCUGCUCAGCCUCGGGCUGGCUGCGCUGAUCCACUCGGCUGCCCGCCGCCUCUGCCACCAUGUCUGCCGCCUCUACGAGCUGCACAGCAGCCAGCACUACUGCGGGGUCUGCCUGGGCCUGCUGGCAGGUGCACACCGCCUCCCCGGGCUGCUGGGCCGCGCCCUGGCCAUGGCCUUCACCGUGGGCAACCUGGCAGCCGUGUCCCUCAUCAACCAGGACUUCCUGAGCACCUCAGAGGCCGUGCGCUUUUGGACGCCACUCACCAUCUGCUACAUGCUGCUGGUCAUCUACAUGCAGGAGGAGCAGCGGCAGCAGCGCCUCAGCAUGCAGAGCCAGGUGCAGACAGUGCUGGUGCGCAUGGGCGGCCUUUUCGUGCUGCUGCUGACCGUGGGCCGCUGGCUGGACCUGCUGAGCCUCUUCGUUUCCCUGCUGGGCGAGCUCUGGUGCCUGGCGGGUGUCCGCACUCUGCUGGACCUCUGCCAGAUCCAGGACUUCCCAUGCCAGCCUGCGGUGUCAGUGCCCAGCCAGCCCCCGUCCUCGGCCCCCACCAAGCCCCAGAAGACUACCUUCCUGCUCCACUGCAGGGAGGACCCCGGCUCAGUCCCAGGCUCUUAGAGCCCGCGUUUCCAGGCCUUGACCUCAGGACACUGUCUGGAAGCACAGCGGCAAGGCUGGCUCCACCUGGACCUCAGGACAGGCCCAGGAGGUCUGGAAAGGGGAACCAGGUGGGCGUGGAUGCAGUCCCCAUGGAGGAUGGGGGACACGAGUCCUCAGAGUGGCUCCCCACUUUGCUGGCCUCCCUUUCUUCUCCAUGAACAAUAAAGAUGAAUUUCUAAACCUGA
Cavia porcellus (domestic guinea pig) is the source of this 1393-nucleotide messenger RNA. It is a transcript of the gene Tmem82, whose product is annotated as transmembrane protein 82. The record is from RefSeq and is a predicted model, not a curated record. Lineage: Eukaryota; Metazoa; Chordata; Mammalia; Rodentia; Caviidae. The transcript is spliced from 6 exons. Bases 96 to 1166 code for a protein of 356 amino acids.